AUGAGAAACCGGAGCCUCGCUGGUAAUUGCGGCAUUGCCGUGUUUGUGAUCGCCCUUGUCACGGUGGCAUUGGCAUUCGGUACGCCCAAUUGGCUAGUCAGCGACUCUAGGAUUCGCGGGGCCAAAAUGGAACGCCUUGGAUUAUGGAGUCACUGCUUUAGAUCGUUACCUGAUCCGCUGGACCAAUAUCAGAGAAGGUUCUUUGUGGGAUGCCGCUGGGUGUACGAUCCGUUUACCACGGGUUACGAUAAGAUACGUGGUUAUUUACUUCCAGCCUUCAUGAUAGCGACCCAGUUCUUCUUCACCGUAUGUCUCAUCGGCGUGCUAAUAUCAACGAUAUUAGUAUUAAUAUUCUUCCUAUGUUGUGGACCGGAUCAAAGUAAAUUUGAAAUACUUAUCAAAAGCAUAGGAUACACUAUGUUAGUUGCAGGGAUAAGUGGAAGUAUAGCGGUGAUUGUUUUUGCUUGCACUGGCAACACUGACGGCUGGAUGCCGGACCACGCAAACAACUAUUUAGGUUGGUCCUUCGGAUUGGGCGUAGUGGGGUCUGUCGCUUGUCUAGUGACAGCGGCUCUAUUUCUGACAGAGUCAAACAUACAAACAAAGAAACGCCGGCGGUUCAAGGAGUCUCAGGCGCGCUUCGAGCUAGAAGAAGAGUCGAAGGCGUAA
Molecule: messenger RNA, 669 nt
Organism: Leptosia nina
Lineage: Eukaryota; Metazoa; Arthropoda; Insecta; Lepidoptera; Pieridae
Source: the annotation of a GenBank genome assembly